Notodromas monacha is the source of this 2063-nucleotide messenger RNA. Lineage: Eukaryota; Metazoa; Arthropoda; Ostracoda; Podocopida; Cyprididae. The record is from the annotation of a GenBank genome assembly.
AUGACGAAGGAUAGAUUGGCGGCUUUGAUAGCUGCCCAGGGCGAUGAUGAUGAUGAGGCUGAGCCGUUUGCCGUGGAAAUCCCGGAAGGAUACAUGAGCGAGUUCUUCCAGGAGGUUGAAGAGGUGCGAGAGCAGGUGGAAGGGAUACAGGAAAAAGUUGAUCGCAUCAAGAAGAUUCACUCCGAUCUCCUUACUUCGCCUUUCGAAGCAGAAAAGAAACGUGCUGAACGGGAGGACAUUAUGCAGGAAAUCAAGCGCACCUGCAACAAGAUUCGAAUGAAGUUGAAAGCCAUAGAGCGGAAGAUUGAAGAUGACGAGCGGGUGGACAACGGCUCUGCGGAUUUGCGGAUCAAAAAAUCUCAGCAUUCCAUGUUGUUCCGUAAGUUCGUGGACGUCAUGAAUGACUACAACGCGGCUCUCAAUGAUUACUCUGACCGGGCGAAGAAGCGGUUGAAGGACCAAUUGAAUGACACUGGGAAGGAGGUGACGGAUGAAGAAGUGGAUAAGCUCAUACACAACGGUACCACGUCUGGUUAUAACAGUGAUAUCAUCGUGGAUGCGAAGAUAAACAAAGAGAUGCUGCAGGAGAUCGAAUCGCGUCAUGAGGAUCUGAUGAGGCUCGAGACCUCCAUCCGAGAACUUCACGACAUGUUCAUGGACAUGGCGAUGCUCAUUGAGAAUCAGGGAGAGAUGAUCGAUCGAAUCGAAUACCAUGUGGAACAUGCGAAGGAUUAUGUUGCGCGUGCCACAGAGGAUAUGCGUAAAGCCAAAGCCUACCAGGAUAAAGCCCGCAAAAAAAAGCUGAUGAUGCUGGCAUGCGGCGUUGUGGUCGGUUCCGUCUUGAUAUUCUCCUUGCUGGGAACCUUCGGGUUAUAGCUCAGAUUGAUCUUCGUGGCAUGCUGCCUGGGGUCCGUAGGUAGACCUGUGGAUGCGCUUACUCCGUGCUGCAGAUGCUGUAAUAUUCACGCCGCUGUUUUCCUCCUCUCCGUUGUUAAGCCUAUGUUAUUGCGUGCUCACUGUCUGUUGCAAUGAUGAAGCUGACGUUGUUGUCCAUCAGUGAUUAUGUGUUUUCAGCGUUCCUCGUUUUCAUGACGGGUGUAUUGUCUCGACAGUGCUGUAGGGAGCACCGCACUUGUGUUCUCUGUUUUGACUUAGAGCCGUCCGGGAGACGUGAAUCCACACGAAGUCCAGGGGGAGUAAUGGGAAAGUUUCUUGUGUUGGUUGAAUCGAGGAGUCAAGGGUAAAGUGGAUCUGGUUACUGUUUCUGUGAUGAUUGCCUUUGUUCGUGUCUAAUUCAUUUUGUGUUCAUUCGUCGGUGCAUUCAGCGAGCAGAAGCAGAGCUUUAUAUCUUGUUUGCUUUUCCCAAAAAUGCAAUAAUCCCUGAUGUGGGAGAUUGGGUGUUCCUCAACUGUUGCACCCUACAAAAGAUUUGCUGAUAUCAGACUGGUGUUAUCUGAUGAACUUCCUCAGAUUCUGCAUUGUGAUGUGGAUCUCUUUGAACAGAAACGCACAAAAAUCAAUGCCAGGUGUUCAAAUAUAUUUAAAGUCAAUCCUGAUUGAGAAAAUGCGUCCGUUCUCAGGGUGAUUUUAUCCCUCAUUUUGUGCCAUUAAUCUACUCGUGUCAGAUCUUUUUGUUGCGUGGUCAAUGAUGGCGUGUUAUUAAGUGGAAGUGCAUGCAUCUGCAUGGUGCCAUUGCGAAUUGAAGUAUGGGCUGUCUCAUCAGCGCUGGUUUAAAUCAUCUUGCAUCAUGCAAAUAUCAAAAUUCAUGUUACCAAAUUUUCUCAUUACUGUAUUUGAUCUUCAAUCACUUCGGUGGGUUAUCGAGUUGAAUCAUCCAUUUUUCAACUUUGAAAAGGCAUGAUGUAUGAUUUCGGGGAUGAGAUUUUACCGAAAAGGAGAGAAUGGUUUUGUUAAUAUGCGCCAAUUUUUGGGUGGAUGAUCUGCAAAGAGGAGAGACUGAGUCGUAUGAGCGAGUUUUUCCUCAUUCCUUCCACGCAGUCAAUGAUGAAUCAAGCAAUUGAUGAGUGAAGUUGAAAUGCACCUGAUCACGUCAUGGACAUAUA